This is a messenger RNA of Temnothorax curvispinosus, 5624 nucleotides long. It is a transcript of the gene Ltn1, whose product is annotated as E3 ubiquitin-protein ligase listerin. The transcript is spliced from 9 exons. Gene Ontology annotation, cellular component: cytosol; RQC complex. The coding region runs from base 95 to 5356 and encodes 1753 amino acids. Lineage: Eukaryota; Metazoa; Arthropoda; Insecta; Hymenoptera; Formicidae. Gene Ontology annotation, biological process: ribosome-associated ubiquitin-dependent protein catabolic process; rescue of stalled cytosolic ribosome. The record is from RefSeq and is a predicted model, not a curated record. Gene Ontology annotation, molecular function: ribosomal large subunit binding; ubiquitin protein ligase activity.
AUCAGACGAUUAGACAUUAGACGAACGUCACGUCCAGCGCGGAGAAGACCUGAAAUUUUCGUUGAUCGCUGAACACCCUUGCCCGAGUAUCACCAUGGGUAAAAAUAAGCAGGCGCAACGUACGAAAAACAAUGCACGGCCAUCAAAUAGCAGCCGCAGUGCAGAACUCUUGGGGGCCGCGGUGCCUAAUUUUGUUGGGUUCUCAGCAGUUAAGGAUGGAGGAUAUGUUCCCGUUCUACCUGGUUUAUCCUUGUGUUCCUUAAAUGAGGUUGAGAUGAACAGUGUAGAUUCCAAUUUUCAAGUAGUACUGAAGAAGAUCAGCAAGAAAGAUGCUACGACAAAGUAUAAGGCGUUGCAAGAAUUUGCGACUCUAUGUCAAGACGCUGAAUUAGCAGCGGUAGAAGGUAUGCUACCGUUUUGGCCAAGAUUUUACUGCGCUCUGUCCAUUGAUAUAGAGCAUAGAGUGAGAGAAGCUGCACAAUUGGCACACGCAGCAGUUGUGAAGCGUGUAGGCAAGGGUAUAGCGAUGUAUCUGAAACAAUUGGCCGGUGCUUGGUUCAUUUCUCAAUAUGACACGUAUCCUCCCGCGGCUUCAGCCGCCACCAACUCUUUCAACAGCACAUUUCCACCCUGGAAGAUAGUUAGCGCGAUUGUUCAUUGCCAGUGCGAAAUUUUAUUGUAUAUUAGCAAUAAUAUAAUCGUGCACACAGCUCAAACGUUAUCGACACAAAAGUCCCUUACCAAUGAAGAGAUGGAAGCUAAAUAUGAGAGAGUACUGGCAGCAAAUCUCCAAGGAUACAGUUAUUAUUUCAAGAAAGUGCCACUUGACGAAAUCGAUAAGACCUUGGAAAUCCACAACAACAUUUUGAGCAGUUCAAGGUUUUGGAAACUGGCUAAAUACGAUGCUUUGCCAGUAAAAACAGCUUUUUUCAACGUGCUAUCGUCGAUAAUGGAAAACGCGGAAAAGUUAUUACAAAAUGAAAAGAAAAGGACAGUGACCACUAUUAUGAAUAGCCUUGACGAGUCCGAACCUGCAAUUUUAUCGGCUGUGUGGGAAUCGAUGCUCAUAGCUACAACGAAAAUUGACGACUGGCAUCUCGUCGUAAAUAUUAACAAACUUGUACUCCCAAAAUUAUGGACCGUUUUACGAUCUGGUGGCCAAUGCUGCGCUAGCACGGUUUAUCCAAAUCUGCUGCCCUUCGUCAGUCAAUUUUCGAAGUUUAAUAUUGAUGUCGCUGAUCUGUAUACGAAUUUCUUUAACAACAUGCGCCAAGGAUUUUUCGUCAAAAGUGUGCAAAUAAGCCGUUCAGAAAUGCUCGCUGUAACAACGUCUUUCGUUGAAUGCUUACGUUAUACGAUUCUCGUAAACGCCGAAAAUGUAGAUUUAUGCGUUCGACUCCUUAAGGAACAGCUUAUGCCUGUUAUAGAAGCUUGCUUAACGGAUAGUACCUAUAUGAAACAAUUUUGUUUUACCGAGAUUACGCAUCUAAUUCGGUAUUGGAGCAAAAAUCGUACUAAUGAGAAAUAUAAAUCGUACGUUUCUUUAAUGGAACAGUUCUGGUUUGAAUUGCAGUUAUUGUUCGACAAAUUUAUGAAUAUGCUAAAAGAGAUCGCAGAUACUACAGAUAUAAAAGAUUCCCAUAUCCAAUUCUUGUUAAAUUUGAAGAAUGUACCAGAUCAUACCCGUAAAAAAUUAAAAGUAAAAUUUUCCGAUCCAAGUGAAUCGGUUGUUGCGAACGAACCGAAGAUAAAAGUUACCGAUGUUUAUGCAGAUCCUGUUUUUAAUGCAGAACUUUGCAAAUUUGUAAAUUCUCUCUGUGCAAUUUACUUUAAUUCGAUAAACGACUCUCAGUACAUGGAAUAUAUCAGGCAGCUGAAUAAACUUAUGAAACAUUUUGCAAGUAGGGAAUUAGUCUGCGCGUUUUCAAAAUCAUUUAAAUUUGAUGAAGACUUCUUUGAAUUUUAUGACAAGAACUUGAAACCUUUAUUGCUCCAAAAGUCAGAAAUAGCUGAACAAAUUCUUGAAUUAAUAUUCCAUUUUAUUACAUACAUAAAUGACGCGGAAAAGGAUAAAGUUCUAAAAUCAUUGAUCGAGUUAGAUGAUAUUGCAAUAACAAGAAAUGCCAUAUAUUGCAGUUUAUCCGAAUGUAAUAAAAAUGAUAGCGUAAUUAAGAAAUGGCAUACACAAGCUAAUAUACCCAAACUGCUAGUUGAUGUAGCCAAAAAAAUUGCUUCAUGCAAUGAUGAACAAUAUGAGUUCGAAAAAAAUCAGAAUCUGAUUUUAUCAGCUUUUGAAAUUCCGGAAAUUAGAGACUCGUUAAUAAAUGAGGAAGGAGCAAAUGAGAUUGUAUCGAUUUUAUGUGAUUCACUAAAUGGAAGGGAUGACAUUUGUUCCAUUAGAGAUUUGUUAGUAAAUGAGGAAGGAGCAAAUGAGAGUGUAUCGAUUUUAUGUGAUUCACUAAAUGAAAGAGAUAACACUUGUCCCAUGCAACUUAUCGCAUUUAUUACGAAAUUGAUGAAUUUAAUGUGGAGUCAUAAGCAAACAGUAUCAAGUGCUGUGCAGAUAUUGGAAACACUUUUUGAAUUGUGCACUCGAGAGCAUGAUGAUUUGACUGCUGAUACGGUCCGUACUAGUUGGAAAGAAGGAUUCGUAAAAAGUAGUCAAAUAUUAUCUGCCCUUGAAUUUGAUGAUCUUAUUAAGGGAUGCGGAACUAUUAUCUGGAGCAAAAUAUAUAAUGCACAUGCAAAUUCUGUUAAGGAUACAUUGGUGGAUUUGGCAGCAGAUGUUUUAGAAGUUAUAAUUAGUAACAUUGACAACACAAAAUCUUAUUGCGUUGAAGAAACUAUUCUGUUAUUCCUAACGGCAUCUGACAUAAAAUUAUGGAUUGGAGAGACAACCGCUAUUGCAAUAUACGGUGAAGUGUUAACAGGCCAUUUAUACAUGUCAAAUGUUGAGAAAAAUAUACGGAUUUUGCAGCAGCCUACAUCUAUCAAUAUAACGAACGACAUCACUCUAGAUAAUACGGCAAAUUGUUUAUCAUGGGCUUUGUUUAUCACAGAUUUGCUUAAUAAUUUGUAUAAGAGACUAAAAAGCUCUGAUUCAGAGAAUGUUAACGUAUCUUCGGAAGAAGAAAAUUUCGAAUUAAACGAUUUAAAUUUACCUGGAAUCACGGAAAUAUUGAUAAAUAUUACAUAUGUUGUUAGCAUAGCAGAUAUAUACAGUAAGCAUUAUAGAUCCACCAAACAUUAUAAUGAUGUUGACAAGCUUCGUGGUUCGCUGAAAAACAGUUUUGUCAACUUGCGUAAAUAUUUUGCAAAAAAUAUCCACGAUGAUGUAUUAUCGCAUAUACGAACAAAUCAGAAAAGUUACGGAUGUGUACUACCAUACAUAAUUUAUACAUAUUACACUGAAUUUUUCUCAAAAGAUAAAACUAAGAAUCCUACGGAGUAUUUUAAAAAUUACAGUAGUAAUGAAAUUGCAGAAAUGUAUGACGAUGAGAUGUAUAUGCAAAUAAUGCAAAUCUUAAACUAUUAUUGGCCACAAAAUAUUUCGGAAAUGUUAUCGACACGCAACGAAAUUUAUGAAUUAAUUGCCACAAGAACUAUGAUACUCGACUCUUCCAAAAAUCAAUCUCCUUCACUUUAUGAUACUAUUGUGGACAAAUAUAUGUUACGUCGCGAUGAUAUUUUCGCGAUUUUGGAUCACGAUAUAUCUGAUACUUCAUGGGAUAAAUUACUUUUGCCACUAGAAGUUAUAAGAUUGCUUACGACAGUCGUUGAAAAUAUUUCAAAUUCAUUUUCAUGUACAAAAUAUUCGUUGAAACACGAAUACUGGGAUUUUACCUUGAUAUCUCUCACAAAGUGGCAACAGUUACUUAACAAUGCCAAACAUGAUUAUACUGACAUUAAAAUAACAAUGUUGAUGACGACGCUUAGCCAAUUGUAUUAUGCAGUUGAAGAUGUAAUGGAAAAACACAAGUUGGAGCCAAUACCAGAGUUACCUCCAGCACUCUUGGACGAAUGGAGAGAUGUAAUUGGCGGCGAUGUAUAUAGUGGCAUUGUCCAGACCUGGAUAUUUUAUGCAGAUUUAUGCAAUCAGAAUACAGAUGCUGUAAAAUCUGUCAUACUAUUGAAUUAUUUGGGAGAGGCAAUUUGUACAUUUGACAAUAGCAUAUCACUCAAGAAAUAUGACGAACAGACCGAAACGAUUGAUUUCAACACGAUGUUAAAGCUGUCUCUGAAAUUAUUGCAAUCUCGUGUACCUAGUAUUCAAUUAGGUGCCUAUUAUGCAUUGAAAUAUAUGGUACCGGAAUUUGUACAGCAUGACAAAGCUCUUGUCGAGUCUGACAACUUCGAUCCAAGCAGUCUUAAUAUUAGAAAAUUCAAUGAAGCGUUGUUAAUUACAGAGCAAGCUAUAAAUGUAAUGUUUAUGGACUUUAGAUUGUGUGAUGCAAUUAGCUGCAAAAUCCAACCAUUUACACAUUUUUACACAUAUACAUUAGGAUAUCUGUUAGGAUGGGCAAUUGUACUAGAUAUCUGCGAAAAGGCUCAUAAUGAUUUACGUUAUCAAUAUGCUGAAAUGUUGAAAAAUAAACUUUUCCCCUGUUUGUUAUUUAAAAUCUUCAAAUUAAUGCCCGUGGACGUACUACAAGAUAAUAAAAAUAAAACUGUGAAACUACUGGAAUUAUUUACUACUGCGCCAGUUUUUCGUUUUAAAGAAAGUUGGACCGAGGAGAGAUUAGAUCAUAUUGUAUGUUGGUUAUACACGAACUGCUUACGGCGUCUACCAGUAUUAGUUAGACAAUGGCUGAGUACAGUUGAUAGCAGAAUCAGUGCAGCAGUAGACAAGAUUACGAGUCAUUAUGUCAGUCCUAGUCUUUGUGAAGAGGAGCUUCUUUAUAGCAGGUUACAAUUGGCUAAUGUUGAAAAUAUGCAGGUAAAAGUGCAUACAACAGCAAGAGAAGUAGUAGCCGUGUAUCAAAUGGAAGAUACAAAAUUGGAAUUAAGCAUAGUGCUACCACCAAACUAUCCUUUAGGUAGUGUUCUAGUAGAAUCUGGUAAACAGAUAGAUGGGGCGACAAAGGAGAAAAAUUAUCACAUGGAACUCGCUAAAUUUCUCACACAUCAAAAUGGCUCAGUUUGGGAUGGUCUUCUAAUGUGGAAGCGCAAUUUGGAUAAGAAAUUUGCAGGCGUCGAAGAGUGUUACAUAUGCUUUAGCAUUUUUCAUAUUAGUACAUAUCAAGUACCAAAAUUGUCAUGUCACACUUGUCGUAAGAAGUUUCAUACUCGUUGCUUGUAUAAGUGGUUCAGUACAAGUCAAAAAUCCACCUGCCCGAUUUGCAGAAAUGUAUUUUAAUCGGACUUGAAAAGGUUUUUGUACAUAGAGAGAAAAUAUUAAUGAUACAAAAAUAAAGUAAAAACAAUAUAAUGAAAGAGAGGAGGAGAGAUUAUGUAAAACAAACAUAUGUAUUAUAAAAAUAAUUUAACAAGAACUGAAUGUAUAAUGUGAUACGACAUAAGUGUACAACAAACUAUAAGACGAUAUAAUCGUAUGAAGAAAUAAUUGUAUAACGGAUCACAUCCGGACAAGUUUCAGAAUAGAGAUAAGAGAAUUUUUCUUCUUA